Molecule: messenger RNA, 1746 nt
Organism: Lotus japonicus
Lineage: Eukaryota; Viridiplantae; Streptophyta; Magnoliopsida; Fabales; Fabaceae
Product: receptor-like protein 43
Exons: 1
Coding region: 139-1596 (485 amino acids)
Molecular function (GO): protein binding
Source: RefSeq, a predicted model, not a curated record
AAGUCCCAAAGACGAGUAAACAACCCCAACCAUGGUGUCCUAGUCAAACUUGCUCACUUUUACUCUUCCUUUAAAAACCCAAACCUUAUCUUCACACCAUUUAUUUCACAUCUCACCUCAUCUAUCUCCCAAUUCCUCAUGUUCAUGAAACACAAAAUGAACCUCUACCUCUCCAAACUUCUCAUCCUCUUUGCUAUCUUCACCCUCCUACACCUCAAAGCCAAUGGAGCCAAAUGCAACGUGGACGAUGAAGCAGGCCUAAUGGGCUUCAAAUCCGGUAUCAAAUCCGACCCAUCCGGCAUACUCAAGUCAUGGAUACCGGGUACGGAUUGCUGCACUUGGCAAGGAGUAACAUGCCUAUUCGAUGACAAACGGGUCACAAGCCUUUACCUAUCCGGAAACCCCGAAAACCCAAAAAGCUUCUUUUCGGGUACCAUUUCACCCUCCCUCUCAAAAAUCAAAAACCUUGAUGGAUUCUACCUCCUAAACCUGAAAAACAUUUCGGGUCCAUUCCCGGGUUUCCUCUUCAAACUACCCAAACUCCAAUUCAUCUACAUCGAAAACAACCAACUCUCGGGUCGGAUACCCGAAAACAUCGGAAACCUGACCCGGUUAGAUGUACUAAGUCUCACCGGAAACCGGUUCACCGGAACGAUCCCGAGUUCAGUGGGUGGGUUGACUCACCUGACUCAGCUCCAACUCGGUAACAACUCACUCACCGGAACGAUUCCGGCGACAAUUGCAAGGCUGAAGAAUCUGACGUAUCUCAGCCUCGAAGGGAACCAGUUUUCAGGUGCUAUACCGGAUUUCUUCUCCUCUUUCACCGACCUCGGGAUUCUCAGACUUUCCCGGAAUAAAUUUUCCGGGAAAAUCCCAGCUUCGAUUUCUACUCUCGCGCCGAAACUGAGGUACUUGGAGCUCGGGCACAAUCAACUUUCCGGGAAAAUCCCAGAUUUUCUCGGGAAAUUCAGAGCGUUAGAUACUCUCGACCUCUCGUCUAACCGAUUCUCAGGGACGGUGCCGGCGAGUUUCAAGAACCUGACGAAGAUUUUCAAUCUCAACCUCGCCAACAAUCUCCUCGUAGACCCAUUUCCCGAAAUGAACGUGAAAGGCAUCGAAUCAUUGGAUUUGUCGAACAACAUGUUCCAUUUGAAUCAAAUCCCGAAGUGGGUCACUUCAUCUCCGAUCAUCUUCUCGUUGAAGCUCGCACGGUGUGGGAUAAAGAUGAAGCUCGAUGAUUGGAAGCCUGCAGAGACGUACUUCUAUGACUUCAUUGAUCUUUCUGGGAAUGAGAUUUCAGGGAGUGCGGUUGGUUUGGUGAAUAGUACAGAGUAUUUGGUGGGGUUUUGGGGUUCUGGGAAUAAGUUGAAGUUUGAUUUUGAGAGAUUGAAAUUUGGGGAGAGGUUUAAGUAUUUGGAUUUGUCUCAUAAUUUGGUGUUUGGGAAAGUUCCUAAGAGUGUUGCUGGGCUUGAGAAGUUGAAUGUGAGCUACAAUCAUCUUUGUGGUGAGAUUCCAAAGACUAAGUUUCCAGCUAGUGCUUUUGUGGGGAAUGAUUGUUUGUGUGGUGCUCCUUUGCAGCCAUGCAAAAAAGCAUAGAGUUCUUCUCUUCUUCCACUUCUUGUUUUAGUUUUGUUGUUGCCCUUGUGUUUUGCAGGGUCAAUCAUGUCUGGUAAAUGGAAUAAAUUUAGUUUAAGACAGACAUAAUUGUGAUUAAGUUUAGUCUAAUAAAAGUUAUUUUUCCACUCA